AUGGCCUCCAUCAAGGCAAACUGUCGCAAGGUCAUCUGCAUUGGUCGAAACUAUGCUGAUCAUAUUACGGAGCUUUCUUCUGCUCGUCCGGCGCAGCCCUUUUUCUUCCUCAAGCCGCCCUCCUCUAUCCUCCUGCCGGACAAAGGCCCUAUUGUCCGUCCCCGUGGCGUGAAUCUGCACCAUGAAGUCGAGCUAGGCCUCGUUAUUGGAGAAACACCAACCCCGCUGAAGAAUUUGCAAGCAGACGAUACCCGGUUCCUCGACCACAUCAAGUGCUAUUUCCUGGGCAUCGAUGUGACCGCUCGAAAUGUACAGGAUGAGGCAAAGAAGAAGGGUCUUCCUUGGUCCAUUGCCAAGGGCUUCGAUACCUUCCUGCCCAUCAGCCAUGAGAUCCCCUUCGAUCGCAUCCCCGACCCCCACAACGUCCUGCUGUGGCUGAAGGUCAACGGCGAGUACAGGCAAAAGGACAACUCCAAUUUGAUGUUGUUUAACAUCCCCAGGAUGCUGAGUGACAUUAGCAAGGUCAUGGCGCUCGAAGAAGGCGACAUUAUCUUGACGGGGACUCCCAAGGGUGUCGGACCGCUGAAGGGCGGAGACAAGGUGCAAUGCGGUCUGGAGGCGGAUGGACUGGAAGUUGUCGAGGCCAAGAUUGACGUCGACGUUGUGGAUGACGAGUCCGAAGAUGGAUAUAUUUUCAAGGAGACUUGA
Messenger RNA from Fonsecaea erecta, 708 nucleotides. RefSeq lists its product as hypothetical. Gene Ontology annotation, molecular function: acetylpyruvate hydrolase activity. Lineage: Eukaryota; Fungi; Ascomycota; Eurotiomycetes; Chaetothyriales; Herpotrichiellaceae. Bases 1 to 708 code for a protein of 235 amino acids. The transcript is spliced from 2 exons. Gene Ontology annotation, cellular component: mitochondrion. The record is from RefSeq and is a predicted model, not a curated record.